CGCUCGAGUGCUGGGAGACGUAGAAAACUAAAGCACCUCCCGGGCUUGGGACAGGAGACGCUAACUCUGUCGACAUAAGGCUCCCCACCCCUCUCCCCGGCCUCGCUGGGGGCGGGGUGGCAAAAUGUUUCUGUGACGUCAGCAUGCGCAGGACCAAUCCCCCUGCCCGGGAGACGUUAAAUCGUUUGCAAGAGUCGUCAGUCAUUGGUCUGUCCGGCCAUCUGGGCUGUCCCAGCUUUUUAAAGGCGCCGCCUAACGGAACCGAAACCAGGAGUCGAGAAACGAGGGUUGUGAGCCCAGGCCCAGCCCCUCCACCUCCCUGCCCCCUGAUGAGACCAUGGGUUCUAGCAGUGACUAAGUGGCCACCUUCUGCCCCUGUGGGUCACUGGCGAUUCUCUACAAGACCUAGCAGCAGUCCAGGCCAGCUCUGGGGAAGCAGCUGCUGCCCCGACCAUCACACCUCUCUGUGGGACAGCCUUGGCCACGAGGGGCACCUGGCCAGCCCACCUGCCCAGGAUGAGCACUUACCCUCCCAGCAGCUGCUGCCCCGACCGUCACACCUCUCUGUAGAGGAGCACAGAGCCUCAGCUCCUGCCGGCAGGAGCCCCCGAAUGCUGCACCCAGCCACCCAGCAGAGCCCGUUCAUGGUUGAUCUCCAAGAACAGGUGCACCAGGGACCUGUCCCUCUGUCCUACACAGUCACCACAGUGACUACCCAAGGCUUCCCCUUGCCUACAAGCCAACACAUCCCUGGCUGCAGUACCCAGCAGCUCCCAGCAUGCUCCGUGAUGUUCAGUGGGCAGCACUACCCCCUCUGCUGCCUCCCACCUCCGCAGCUGAUCCAGGCGUGUACCAUGCAGCAGCUCCCUGUGCCCUAUCACACCUACCCCCACCUCAUCUCCAGCGACCACUACAUUCUUCAUGCCCCGCCAGCCCCACCCCCCCAACCUACCCACAUGGCACCUCUUGGGCAGUUCGUAUCCCUGCAGACCCAGCACCCUCGAAUGCCCCUGCAGCGGCUAGAAACUGACAUGGACCUUCGAGGGGAUCAACACCCCUUAGGGAGCUUCACGUACUCCACCUCGGCCACCGGCCCAGCCUUGUCGCCCUCAGUGCCCCUUCACUACCUGCCCCCUGACCCGCUGCACCAGGAGCUGUCCUUUGGUGUGCCAUAUUCGCAUAUGGUGCCGCGAAGAGUGAGCACACAACGAUACCGCCUGCAGCAGCCGCUGCCGCCGCCGCCACCCCCACCGCCGCCGCCAUCUUACUACCCAAGCUUCCUCCCCUACUUCCUCUCAAUGCUGCCAAUGUCGCCUGCCGCCAUGGGCCCCACCAUCAGCCUGGACCUGGACGUGGAUGACGUGGAGAUGGAGAACUACGAGGCUCUCUUGAACCUAGCUGAGCGGCUGGGAGAUGCCAAGCCCCGAGGCCUCAGCAAAGCGGACAUAGAGCAGCUGCCAUCCUACCGCUUCAACCCCGAAGGCCAUCAGUCCGAGCAGACUCUGUGUGUGGUCUGCUUCAGUGACUUCGAGGUGCGCCAGCUGCUCCGAGUCCUCCCCUGCAACCACGAGUUCCAUGCCAAGUGUGUUGACAAGUGGUUGAAGGCCAACCGCACCUGUCCCAUCUGCCGGGCCGAUGCCUCCGAGGUGCCCAGGGAGGCUGAGUGAGGCUCCACAGCCACCCACAAGAACCCUGCCCAAAGCUCCGGAAACGGAUGGGGGGAGGCAGGGAGUAGCCCAGGGAGAACUGUAAGGGAGGGGCCCAGGCUGUCGCAGCAUUCCACCUGCAGCUCCAGAGCUGGUGCCAGGGUCAGCCCUGGAGAAGCCCCUGCAAUAAGCCCCUGCAUUUGCCAAGCUCCAAAGACUCCUUCCCCAGUCUGCCUGCCUGCCUGCCCGCCAUGGAGCUGCCUGAGUGGCCCCAGCUCAGUCUGCUUCUUACUCGCCCCUGGGUCCUUCUUCCUGCUGGCUCUGGGAGGCAGGAGUCCAUUCCCCACGUGUGGUGGCUGGUGUGAUCCCCACCCCCCAAGAUGGGCAGAGGAGUAGCCACCCUGGGUCAGCUGGUCUCUUGUACUGAAGUGUUCCUUGUCUGCCCUGUGGUACUGCCAGGUGUGGGGCAGAUCGCAGCCAGAGACCGUUUCCUAAGCCCCAGGUCCCAGUCCUCCUGCUUGACUGAAGACAGACUUAGGCAGUCAGCACUGCCUCUGCUGCUGUGCAGUGUGGGUCUGACUCCUCGGGACCCUCACGCCAGGCACAGCACUCCAGCCCAGCCCCAGGCUGGACAGUGUCCCAGCCAGGCUCCUUGAGCAAAUGGGUUGGGGCUCCAGCUGGGUACAUUCUGUUGUGCAGGGCCAGGCCACAAUCCGGGCAUGUCCCUGUGCUCCUGGUGGCUGCCCCGCUACCAGUGACAACGUCAGACCCGUGCUCGAUCCUCUCCCCCUCUGUCGUUUUGCAUGAACGUGAGGAACAGCAGUUUUUGUUUAUUCAUUUGGCCCAAAAUUGCGUGUAGGGGGUGUAGGGGCUAUUUAAGAGGUGUUCGGUUUUUGUUACUGUUAUUAUUUUCCCUUUGGUUUAAUAGGAGUGGGCUGGGGCAUAGGGACCAACCGGGACCAAAUGCCCAGGGGGCAGAGUAGGGUCAGGUUGUGCCGCACCAGGCCUCCGUGUGAGUGUGCCACCGGGACUGCGCUGGGUGGCUGGAAGUCACAGGGCAGAGUCGGGGGGUUCUGUGCUCAGCUGAUAACUGCCAUGCACUGUACUGCACAUGUCCCUAGAGCCUACCGGGACCGUUUGCUUUUCAGGGCAUUUCCUCUCCAGCCAGGGCCUGUCUCCCACCUGCCUGGGUGAGUCUCCUCCUAGGAAUCCCGUGAGGACAGGGAUCGGGGAGGGCGUGAACCUCCACCUCCGGGCCCUCCUGGCUGAUCCCUGCCCUCCAAGUCUGGAGGAGGUUGAGUUCCUACCCUCCUUUCAGGUCCCGUUCCUUUCCUUUCCUCCCUGCAACUGGGGUUGCUGCCCCGAGUGAGCGAACCGCGUGUGGGGCCGGCACAUCCUAGCAGGCAGCCAUUGGCGCCUGCUGCCUCAGGGAUGCUCCAACCACCCUCGUUCUCACGCAGCAGCCCUGGCCCUGCCUCCCACCCCAGCCCGCCAGGGCCAUCAGCCUGGUCCCACCCCACAAGAACCCAAAGUCUUACUGUAUAUAACUCCAGGUGAUGUUUCUAUAUUUAUAGCAGUGUCGAAAAUCCACGUGUUUUACACAGAGAACCACCUUCUCCAACCCCUUCCCUUCCUUACCCCAAAAAAAGGUUUUCCACCCCUUGUGGUUCCUGGGGCAGCGGAAUUGGCCCAUGGAUUGUGUCAGCUGCAGUGAGGAUUCCAACAAGCAGCUACCGGGGAAAUAUACUUUUUUUUUUUUUUUUUAAUCAUUUAAAAAAAUUGAAACAAUUACUUAGGAUGUUCGUGAUUUGCCGACCUUGCUGUAGAUGCCAUGUUACCAAUGAUUCCCUGUGGUGGGGGCUUGGCGUUGUUUACUCUUUAUUUACCAACUUCUGGCCUAGGCAUGACAGUGGGCACCUUCCCCCAGCACUGCUGGGCCCAGCGCCUGUGUUCUGUGUUAGAAAGGUUUUAUAUAUAUAUAUAUAUACACACACACACAUAUAACUACACACACGUAUAUAUAUAUAUAAACACGUGAUUUGGGGGCCCUGUUCCUUGCACAUCUUACAGUUACCUCAUUUUUCCCAUGUAUGUAUUUGAGAAAAUGCUAAUAUAUAGAGAAAAAUGGUUCUUAAAGCUUAAAUGUGUGGUUUUUUCCAUCCCAUUGGACUCACAUUGGUUUGUAGCAUUUAACAUAACUAGUAUGUUGUAUUAUAUAUGUGUAUACUGAUUGAAAUUUUUAACAGAUUUGUACUUUUUUUAAAAUGAAAGUUGCUAGUUCUGCUUGACCAAGUAGUGCAAUCAUUAUUUUUUUUAAUAUUGUUGCUGAUUUCAGAGGGAUAUUCACUAAUAAAUGUAUGAUGUAUACAA
Molecule: messenger RNA, 4016 nt
Organism: Meriones unguiculatus (Mongolian gerbil)
Lineage: Eukaryota; Metazoa; Chordata; Mammalia; Rodentia; Muridae
Gene: Rnf44
Product: ring finger protein 44
Exons: 11
Coding region: 144-1667 (507 amino acids)
Source: RefSeq, a predicted model, not a curated record